AUCAUUUUUUUUAUAUAAAAAUGAUCUCUUUUACUAUCUUAAACAAUGCCAUAAGAAUACUAAUAUUUUUCUAAAAAUAUAAGGCUUAAAAUCGUAUCAUAUGUGACACACGUACGGAAUUAUUCCACUCAUUAAGCAUCAAGCUAAUUUCGUGUGAUAAGUCUUAUUUAUAAGAGCUCGUACUUGUUGGUAGCAAGAAACUUCACUAACCAUUUUGCGCAUAAUGUAAAUAUUCUCCCACUCUUGAUAUAACCACAUGUGAAAUUUGAAUAUCAUAUGUGAUAACAUUGAAUUGAGGGUAUAUUCAUUAGAGAACAUCAACCACAAGAGGGACAAAAUUUAAGAGAUCAAACAUUACUAUAAAAUUUCAGAUAAAUUUAUGAGAGAUGAUUUCCCAUCGUGAGUCUCUGGCGUUUAUUUUUGGCAUUCUAGGCAAUGCCAUCUCAUUUAUGGUCUUCCUCGCUCCAGUACCAACAUUUUACCAAAUCUAUAAGAAGAAAUCUACUGAAGGGUUUCAAUCAAUUCCUUAUGUUGUUGCAUUGCUGAGUGCAAUGCUAUGGAUUUAUUAUGCACUUGCCAAAAGGGAACAUAGUUUCCUUCUCCUCACAAUUAACACAUUUGGAGUAGGGGUAGAGUCACUUUACAUUGCAAUCUUCCUAGUUUGUGCCUCACAUAAAGCCAGGCUUUCGACCAUAAAGCUUCUUGUGUUGUGUAAUGUGUUUGGAUUCGGAGGAAUGGUUGUUUCAACUCUGUAUCUAACAAAGGCAUCAGAACGAAUUUCUAUUAUAGGAUGGGUUUGUCUCGUUUUCAACAUAGGUGUAUUUGCUUCUCCUCUCGGCAUUAUUAAAAAGGUAAUAGAGACAAGAAGUGUAGCAUUCAUGCCACUUAGUUUGUCAUUCUUUUUGAGCUUAAAUGCUAUCAUGUGGUUCUUCUAUGGAUUUCUCCUCAACGACUAUUACAUUGCUCUCCCAAAUACGCUAGGAUUUCUAUUCGGGAUAGUUCAGAUGGUGAUUUAUUUGAUUUAUAAAAACUCCAAUGAAGUGGACCCUAAGAAAUUACAGGAACUAAAUGGCCAUAUUAUCGACAUUGUGAAGAUGGGCACAAACACAAUGGUCAUUUCUGGCCCAAAUCAAGUAGCCAAUAGUGGUGAUGAGAAUCCAAAUAAUGGAAAAUGACAAACAAAAAAUAAAAUAGAAGGUCCAUAAAAAGUUAACUUUAAUAUGCAAUCACUAGUGGUUGAUAAAUGGGGCCUCAUACACUGGCAGGUGUUAAGGAUAUUUUUGUUUGAUUAUGUGAUUUUAUUUGAAUUUGAAUGAAGUAAAAUUAUGAAACUAAUAUAAUGUGAUUCGAGUGGUAAAUGUUUGAAUGUCUAAAUGACUUGAUCGAGAUUUUGAUCCUAACCCAUAUAUGCAAAAAUAUAUAUUGGGAGAAAUCAAAUAGAUAAAAAAUAUCUCGAAUGAUUCAUUAUGUUUCCUUUUUUAUAUGAGUGAAGUGUUAAGCCUAUGGAAUCUUUGUUGA
Messenger RNA from Cicer arietinum (chickpea), 1518 nucleotides. RefSeq names its product bidirectional sugar transporter SWEET10. Gene Ontology annotation, biological process: carbohydrate transport. The record is from RefSeq and is a predicted model, not a curated record. Lineage: Eukaryota; Viridiplantae; Streptophyta; Magnoliopsida; Fabales; Fabaceae. Gene Ontology annotation, molecular function: sugar transmembrane transporter activity. Gene Ontology annotation, cellular component: membrane.